Molecule: messenger RNA, 2787 nt
Organism: Panthera uncia (snow leopard)
Lineage: Eukaryota; Metazoa; Chordata; Mammalia; Carnivora; Felidae
Gene: GPRC6A
Product: G protein-coupled receptor class C group 6 member A
Exons: 6
Coding region: 1-2787 (928 amino acids)
Biological process (GO): G protein-coupled receptor signaling pathway
Cellular component (GO): membrane
Molecular function (GO): G protein-coupled receptor activity
Source: RefSeq, a predicted model, not a curated record
AUGGCACUGUUGAUUAUACCGAUUACCUGUUUUGUGAUUCCUCUUGCUACUUCCCAGACUUGCCAGACCCCUGACGACUUCGUGGCUGCCACUUCUCCAGGGCAUGUCAUAAUUGGAGGUUUAUUUGCCAUUCAUGAAAAAAUGCUGUCCUCAGAAGACUAUCCCAGACGACCAGAAAUCCAGAAGUGUGUUGGGUUUGAAAUAUCAAUUUUUCUUCAAACUCUUGCCAUGAUUCACAGCAUUGAGAUGAUCAAUAAUUCAACACUAUUAUCUGGAAUCAAACUGGGGUAUGAAAUCUAUGACACUUGUACAGAAGUCACAGUGGCAAUGGCAGCUGCUCUGAGGUUUCUUUCUAAGUUCAACAGCUCCGGAGAAAUCAUGGGGUUUAAAUGUGACUAUUCCAGCUACAUGCCAAGGGUUAAGGCUGUCAUAGGUGCUGGCUACUCAGAAAUAACCAUGGCUGUCUCCAGGAUGUUGAAUUUACAGCUUAUGCCACAGGUGAGUUAUGAAUCAACUGCAGAAAUCCUAAGUGACAAAAUUCGCUUUCCUUCAUUUUUACGGACUGUGCCCAGUGACUUCUAUCAAACUAAAGCAAUGGCCCACCUGAUUGAGAAGUCUGGAUGGAACUGGAUUGGCAUCAUAGCCACAGAUGAUGACUAUGGACAAAUGGCCCUCAACACUUUUGCAGUUCAGACCACAGCAAAUAAUGUGUGCAUAGCUUUCAAAGAAGUUCUCCCAGCCUUCCUCUCAGAUAAUACCAUCGAAGUCAGGAUCAAUGAGACACUUGAGAAAAUCAUAGCAGAAGCCCAGGUUAAUGUCAUUGUGGUAUUCCUGAGGCAAUUCCAUGUUUUCAAUCUCUUCAGUAAAGCUCUAGAAAGGAAUAUAAAUAAGAUAUGGAUUGCCAGUGACAACUGGUCAACGGCCACAAAGAUUACAACCAUUCCUAAUGUUAAAAGGAUUGGCAAAGUUGUAGGGUUUACCUUUAGAAGAGGGAAUAUGUCUUCCUUCCAUUCCUUUCUUCAAAAUCUGCAUAUAUUUCCCAGUGAUAAUAACAAGGUCUUAAAUGAAUAUGCCACACUCUUGUCUGCUUGUGCAUAUGUCAAGGACAGUGAUUUGAGUCAGUGCAUUUCCAACCAUUCUCAGGGGACUUUGGCCUACAAGGUUGACAAGGAUUUAGAAAGGAACUUCUCCCUGAGAAAUGAUUUCCUGUGGGAUUAUACUGAGCCAGGCCUUGUUCACAAUAUCCAGCUUGCAGUACUUUCUCUUGGUUAUGCCAUUCGGGAUCUCUGCCAAGCUCGCGACUGUCAGAACCCCAACGCCUUUCAACCAUGGGAGUUACUUGAUGCACUAAAAAAUGUGACAUUCACUGAUGAAGGGAAUUCAUUUCAUUUUGAUGCUCAUGGGGAUAUGAAUACUGGAUAUGAUGUUGUGCUCUGGAAGGAGAUUGAUGGUCACCUGACUAUCACCAAGAUAGCACAAUAUGAUCUGAAGAAUGAUGUCUUCGUCAUCACAGACCAAGAAACAAAAAAUGAGUUCAGAAAUCUUAAGCAAAUUCAGUCUAAAUGCUCCAAGGAGUGCAGUCCUGGGCAAAUGAAGAAAACUACAAGAAGUCAACAUAUCUGCUGCUAUGAAUGUGUGAACUGUCCUGAAAAUCACUACAGUAACCAGACAGAUAUGGAUCACUGCCUUUUAUGUAACAACGAAACUCAGUGGGCCCCUGUAAGGAGCACAGCAUGCUUUGAAAAGGAAGUGGAGUAUCUCAGUUGGAAUGACUCCUUGGCCAUACUGCUCCUGGCCCUCUCCCUACUAGGAAUCAUGUUUGUUCUGGCCAUUGGCAUAAUAUUUACAAGAAACCUGAACACGCCUGUUGUGAAAUCGUCUGGGGGAUUGCUGGUCUGCUAUGUGAUCCUUCUCUGUCAUUUCCUCAACUUUGCCAGCACGGGCUUUUUCAUUGGAGAACCACAAGACUUCACAUGUAAAACCAGGCAGACGUUUUUUGGUGUGAGCUUCACUCUCUGCAUCUCCUGCAUUUUGGUGAAGUCCCUGAAAAUUCUGCUAGCCUUCAGCUUCGACCCCAAGUUGCAGAACUUCCUGAAGUGCCUCUAUAAACCGAUCCCCAUCAUCUUCACUUGCACAGGUAUCCAGGUUGCCAUUUGCACAAUCUGGCUGAUCUUUGCAGCACCUGCUGUGGAAGAGAAUGUCUCCUUGCCCAGAGUCAUUAUCCUGGAAUGUGAGGAGGGAUCCAUCCUUGCAUUUGGCAUCAUGCUGGGCUAUAUUGCCAUCCUGGCCUUCAUUUGCUUCGUAUUUGCCUUCAAAGGCAGGAAACUACCUGAGAAUUACAAUGAGGCCAAAUUCAUAACAUUUGGCAUGCUCAUUUAUUUCAUAGCUUGGAUCACAUUCGUCCCCGUCUAUGCUACCACAUUUGGUAAAUAUUUACCAGCUGUGGAGAUCAUCGUUAUUUUAAUAUCGAACUAUGGGAUCCUGUGUUGCACAUUCUUCCCCAAAUGCUAUGUUAUUCUUUACAAGCAGGAGACUAACACAAAAUCUGCCUUUCUCAAGAUGAUUUACAGUUACUCUUCCCACAGCGCAAGCAGCCUUGCCAUGAGUCACGUUUCCCUGGACUCCUCUAGCAGCAACAUCACAGCGACCAAUCCCAGCUCCGGUGGCAGGCCUGCAGCCUGGCAGGAAAGCAGGGAUAUUCAGGCACAGACAUUUGCACACAUACGCAGAGAAAACGCUGCAAGUAUGUCUAAAACUUUGCCUCGAAAAAGAAUGUCAAGUAUAUGA